Hippopotamus amphibius kiboko is the source of this 859-nucleotide messenger RNA. RefSeq names its product mitochondrial ribosomal protein L17 (gene MRPL17). Lineage: Eukaryota; Metazoa; Chordata; Mammalia; Artiodactyla; Hippopotamidae. Gene Ontology annotation, molecular function: structural constituent of ribosome. Gene Ontology annotation, cellular component: mitochondrial large ribosomal subunit; ribosome. The transcript has 3 exons. The record is from RefSeq and is a predicted model, not a curated record. Gene Ontology annotation, biological process: translation. Bases 41 to 559 code for a protein of 172 amino acids.
UUCAGUUCCGGCCUCACAGGGGCGGGGAGAAGCGGGGAACAUGCGGCUCUCGGUGGCCGCGGCCAUCUCCCACGGCCGCGUAUACCGCCGCCUGGGCCUUGGUCCCGAGUCCCGCAUCCACCUGUUGCGGAACUUGCUUACGGGAUUGGUGCGACACGAACGCAUCGAGGCGUCGUGGGCACGCGUGGACGAGCUGAGGGGCUACGCGGAGAAGCUCAUCGACUAUGGGAAGCUGGGAAACACCAACGAACGAGCCAUGCGCAUGGCUGAUUUCUGGCUCACGGAGAAAGACUUGAUCCCAAAGCUGUUUCAAGUACUGGCCCCUCGGUACCAAGGUCAGAAUGGGGGCUACACGAGAAUGCUGCAGAUCCCAAAUCGGAAUAUGCAGGAUCGGGCCAAGAUGGCAGUGAUCGAGUAUAAAGGGAACUGUCUCCCACCCCUGCCCCUUCCUCGCAGAGACAGCAGCCUUACGCUCCUAAACCAGCUGCUUCAGGGUCUGCGGCAGGACCAGGAAGCAAGCACCCACAGCUCCCACACAGCUCAAGCACCAGAGAUUUAACUGGAGCCAAAGGGUAUGUGGCCCUCGUCAGUGUCAAUGAUCCACAGACCUUGGGAGCUCUGUUAAUCUCUAGGAAGAACUGGAGUUUGAGUUGUAAUAAUGGACUGUCUGAUUGGAGCCCAGAACCUUCUGGGAGCCAGAUAGCUCUCUCUUUGCACACAGAUAAAAUUCAUUGUAUGGAUAUAUGUAAAGUGCUUUUUUUUUUUCCUCUCUCCUUGGGAUUUCUGGAGAAUAAGAACUAUCCACAUGCUCGGUCUGUGUGGGAUAAUAAAUUCAUGGUGUGUGUUUCUGGCUUUUAAA